This is a messenger RNA of Manduca sexta (tobacco hornworm), 3016 nucleotides long. It is a transcript of the gene Hmt-1, whose product is annotated as ATP-binding cassette sub-family B member 6, mitochondrial. The record is from RefSeq and is a predicted model, not a curated record. Gene Ontology annotation, biological process: transmembrane transport; heme transport. The transcript is spliced from 17 exons. Lineage: Eukaryota; Metazoa; Arthropoda; Insecta; Lepidoptera; Sphingidae. The coding region runs from base 164 to 2731 and encodes 855 amino acids. Gene Ontology annotation, molecular function: heme binding; ABC-type heme transporter activity; ATP binding. Gene Ontology annotation, cellular component: membrane.
UUGACAUAAUGAAUUGUCAAAUUUAUUAUUGAAGUUGCGAAAUGCGAAUUUAUUUUAGUGAUUAAGGCAUUUUGAUAAGGAUUAUGAGUUAACCGGCAGGCGCUGUAAAGUUUACGUUGAAAUCCAUGCUCGUGCGCCCUUAUAAAAUAUUAACGUAAUAACCAUGAUGGAGUACUGCCCUCCAAAUGUUACCCUCAAUGAGAUAUGGGUGGAUCAUGGUAUUUCACAAUGUUUUAUGGAAACAGUGUCAGCCAUUCUUAUUGGAGGGUUUCUACUUACUUUUGGACUAAUACAGAUUAUAAUGUACAAAAGGUAUGGAACGGAAGUAAUGGACAUUAGAUCGUCGCGGCUUUUUACCGUGCAGUUAUUUUUCACACUGUUCAUACCUGUUCUGGCUGUUGUGAGGUUCCUGUUGCAAGCUUUCGUGUUUAAAGGAGGACAUAUUUAUGGUUAUAUGAUCGUUGCAUUAGUUGUUACAUUAAUAGCGUUUCCAUUAUCUGCCUAUUUAGCGGUUCUUGAGAGGCGAUUCCUUCUACCAUCAGUUCCACCAAGAGGCCAUGGAUUUGUACUGUUGGUGUUCUGGGCUAUGAUAUUUGUUUCAGAGAAUUUGUCGUUCUUGAACAUAAACAAGGAAGGAUGGUGGUGGCAUUUGAAAAAUCUCCAAGACCGCCUGGAGAUGUCUCUCUUCGUGGGUCGCUACGUGUCCUGUAUGAUUAUGUUUGUAUUGGGAAUGAAAGCGCCGGGCAUUAUGCAUCAGUUCGAAUAUUUAGUGAACGAGGACGAAGGCCGCAGAAACAUACCGCCAAGGGAUGACAAUCGCUCUACGUUCAGAAAUGUGUUUUCCAAACUGCGUACGCUUUUACCGUUCUUGUGGCCGCGGAAAAGCUUCUGUCUACAAGUAUAUGUUUUCAUAUGCAUCAUGGCGCUGGUGGCCGGCCGAGUUAUCAACCUUUACGUUCCCAUAUACAAUAAAAAGAUAGUGGACAGUCUAUCGAUACCACCAUUAUACUUCCGAUGGGACUUGGUGCUUAUCUAUGUAUUCUUCAAGUUCUUGCAAGGCGGAGGUACCGGUGGCAUGGGAUUCUUGAACAACUUGCGCUCAUUCUUGUGGAUUAAAGUACAGCAAUACACUACCCGAGAAAUACAGCUAGAACUGUUCAAACAUCUUCAUGACCUGCCGUUGCGUUGGCAUCUCUCUCGCAAAACUGGCGAAGUAUUACGAGUGAUGGACCGAGGCACGGAUUCUAUCGAUAAUCUGCUAUCGUAUAUAUUGUUCUCGAUAACGCCAACACUAGUCGAUAUUCUGGUUGCCGUUAUAUAUUUCGUAGCUCAAUUUAACGUGUGGUUCGGAUUGAUUGUCUUCUCUACUAUGGUUUUGUAUAUAAUUGCAACGAUUGUGGUGACGGAAUGGCGUACGAAAUUCCAGCGUCGAAUGAAUCUCGCAGACAACGAACAAAAGGCGCGCUCCGUCGAUUCCCUAUUGAAUUAUGAAACGGUCAAGUAUUAUGGCGCGGAAUCUUAUGAAGUUAUGUCGUAUAGGGAGGCUAUUGUUAAUUAUCAGAAAGAGGAAUUUAAAUCUCUAUUGACGUUGAACAUGUUGAACACGAUACAGAAUGUUAUCAUUUGCAGUGGUUUGACGGCGGGCUCUCUUCUGGCUGUAUAUAUGGUAGUCGAUACAAACAAGUUGACAGUGGGCGAUUAUGUGCUUUUCGCAUCCUAUAUUGUCCAGUUGUAUGUGCCCCUCAAUUGGUUUGGAACUUAUUAUAGGGCGAUCCAGAAGAACUUCGUGGACAUGGAGAACAUGUUCGAGCUGAUGCGCGUGGAGUCGGACGUGUGCGACGCGGCGGGCGCGCCCGAGCUGCUGGUGCGGCGCGGCGGGCUGGAGUUCAAGCACGUGUCGUUCGGCUACGGGCCCGAGAGGCUCGUGCUCAGCAACAUCAGCUUCAAGGUCGCGCCCGGCACCACCGUAGCCUUGGUCGGUCCCAGUGGCGCCGGCAAGUCGACGAUAAUGCGCCUGUUGUUCCGAUUUUACGACGUGAACGAGGGCGCGGUUCUCGUGGACGGACAGGACGUGCGGACCGUCACACAGGCCUCGCUCCGCGCCAACAUCGGCGUAGUGCCGCAGGACACCGUGCUCUUCAACAAUACCGUCCGAUACAACAUCCAAUAUGGAAGAUUGGAAGCUUUAUCCGCGGAUAUAAUAUCUGCCGCUAAGAAUGCUGACAUUCACGACAGAAUUUUAACUUUCCCCGAUGCAUAUGACACACAAGUUGGUGAAAGAGGUCUGCGACUCAGCGGAGGCGAGAAGCAGAGGAUAGCUAUAGCAAGGACUAUCCUGAAGGAUCCAGCCAUAGUUUUAUUAGACGAGGCUACAUCAGCUCUCGAUACAAACACUGAGAGGAAUAUUCAAUCCGCACUUGCACGAGUAUGCGCUAAUAGAACAACGCUCAUAAUCGCACAUCGUCUGUCGACGAUUAUCCACGCUGAUGAAAUUCUUGUGCUGAAGGAAGGCGAAAUCAUCGAACGCGGAAACCACGAAGCGCUGCUGGCUCAGGGUGGUUUCUACGCGUCGAUGUGGCAGCAGCAGCUCGAGAACAGGAACGGCAACGGCAACAACAACAACAACGACAACAACGCGGAGGGCAACAACAACCCGCCGCGCCCGCAAGUCAACGGCGGCAGCGCCUUCGGACACGGACACGGGCACGGACACGGCCACGGACACUUAUAAACCUAUACGUAACGGGUGCUAGACAAUGGUUCGCGGAACAUCGGACUCAACGGUCCGAAAGUCAAUUCGGUGUACAGUGAGACAUGACAAAUCGCUAUCGAGUUGGAGCAUUUGUGACUGAUUUUGUAUAUACGCGUGACAAUUUAUGUAUACUUGCGGCACAACAAAAUACCAUGUGUAUGUAUCGAUUGUGAUGAUGCAAUGAUGUACCUUGUAGUAUUAAAUAUUACAUUGUGAUGGGAAAUUUUAUGUGCUAUUUCAGUGUUAUUAAAUUGUUUUGAUUGA